Molecule: messenger RNA, 806 nt
Organism: Suricata suricatta (meerkat)
Lineage: Eukaryota; Metazoa; Chordata; Mammalia; Carnivora; Herpestidae
Gene: DPPA5
Product: developmental pluripotency associated 5
Exons: 3
Coding region: 179-529 (116 amino acids)
Biological process (GO): regulation of gene expression
Cellular component (GO): cytoplasm
Molecular function (GO): mRNA binding
Source: RefSeq, a predicted model, not a curated record
UAAGCGCAGGCCGGCCUGCGGAGCGUUGAGAGUGGGAGCCCAGGCCCCCAGGCAGGGGGUGGGGCUUGUCGUGGGCGGAGUCCGCCCGGGUGCUCUACUUCCAGCCCCCACGGUGGCUUUCGCUGACUCUGUUAGGCCUAGUGUAGUUUGGCGUGUGAUUGGUUUUGAGACACUGCAGAUGGGGACGUUGCAGAGACGAAGAGAUAUUCCGCCGUGGGUGAACGUUCCUGGAGACUUGAAAGACCCAGAGGUGUUUCAGGUCCAGACACGACUCUUGGAAGCGAUAUUUGGCGUAGGUGGAUCUCGAAUCUCGUACAUCGAGCAAGUGAGCAAAGUCAUGCUCGAGUUAAAGGUUCUGGAAUCCUCGGGCCUCACCGAGGUCGUGGUUUACGGCUCUUACUUGUACAAGCUUAGGGCCAAGUGGAUGCUCCAGUCCAUGGCCCAGUGGCACCACCAGCGCCAGGAACGAGGGAUGCUCAAGCUCGAGGAUGCCAUGAAAGCGCUGCAUCUAGGUCCUUGCAUGAAGUGAAGCCAGUUGGCAACAACCAACGUACCUGGAAGCAGGAUUUUGAGAGCAGACUGGCCAGAGUUGGAAUGCUCUUGCCUGGUUUAAAGUCUGCUCCAGCGUGGCAAGGAAAAACCGGCUGGAUUGUGGGCUGGUUUGUGGUCUCUGACUUCCCCCGGAGUCCUAAUUUGUCUAUCCAUGCCAUCCGUGCCCUCCUCCUCCCUUCCCCCUUCCCCCGCCCUGCCCAAAUUUGCUAAUUAAAGAAUAAGAUGUUUAAUAAAUAGCUCUUUGAUGUAUCGUU